AUGGCACAGGCGGUGCAGGCGAGCAAGUAUCAAGGGCUCAAGAAUCUAGGCUAUGCAGCCGCAGGUGUGGGUAUAUUCGCCGGCAUAGGUGUCGCAGUGAUUGCGAUGCUAGGUGGGCCCACUGCCAUCGACAUAACGCUCGAUAAGCUGACUUAUGGGCACCGCAAUGAGCAAGCGAACUCGAACGAUGGGUUCCGAGAACACCAGCUUGGACGCCGCGAGCCCAUGGCUUUCCAGACCUCGCCAUCGCUUGAAAAGCGCGCUGGCGUGGAACCGUUGGUAGAGGCAACGGUGGAAGCAGCUCAAAGGGGCACUUCCAGAACGAACCGGCUCAAGAAGCUAGGGUACGACGCAACCGCUACCGUUGCAGCCACUGGCAUUGUCGUGGGUGGGCUUGCUCUAGCGGUUGGGCUACCCGCAGUUGUGGCAGUAGCAGCGUUGGGGUCCCUCUACGGAAGCGGUCCGGCGCAGUCUCAGAGUGGACAGUCCGCGCCGCUUCACAAGCGAGGCGGUGCUGGACCGGAAGCAGCCGAAGCGACGGUUAGGGAUCUGCAAGUGUUCGUCGACAGGCUUUGCGAGUGGAACAGCGCUUCACGCGGAUCACAAGCACGAAAGGACAAAAUUUACCUCGCCCAGCAGUUCAGAGUGCUCGGUCUAGCUGCUUCGCCCUUUGUUGUGAUCGGUGCCCUUGCUAUGUUCGGCGAUGGCAACGGUGGUCGCGGUUCAGCUCUACGACCGCCCCAGUCCCUCCGAAAGCGUAAUGUUGCUCGCGACGCGCCUAUGGAUUCUACUCUGCUUGGCAAGAGAGCUAGUCUCGAGGCAAAAGCAGAGGUGGCCGCCGAAGGAGCACGCGGGUUUCCGGCCAGGCUUCGCCGGUGGAAAGAUACUACGCGUAAUUCACGAGGCGAGGCCAAACACAUCGCCACUGGUGUGGCCACAAUUACGCUGUUUGCGGCCGCCGCUGGGCUCUGGAUUUACAUGAUGGAGGAUAGCGCUGCGAACGGUCGCGGUGCAGUCCACAAACCGUACGGACCGCUUGGAAACCGUGAGUUUCCUGGUCACCUUGUCAUCGGCUCCCAGACCUGGCUCGAUAAGGGAAUGGAGAAGGACAGCCAGGACAAGGCGCCUCAUAAACGCGAGCUCGAGCUGUCACGGGUCGGAUCGACUCGUCUUGAGCGGCGAGGUGGCGAGUCGGAACUCGCGGCCAAGGCAGGAGAUGUGGUGGAGAAAUCUGACCACCAGGUCCGUGGCGUUGUUGCUGGGAUGCAACAGGCCAAAGAGGAGUCCAGAGAGGCAAUGGUGGAUCGGGCGAAGGAAGCAGCGCGAAAGGCGCGCGCCGCUCGUCGGGAACAGCUGCGGGAGCGUUGGUUCAAAGUAAAGGUCAACGCCAUGGGCACUGCAGCUGUGCUGGCCCUGCUGGCCGUGCCUUUCUUGCCGACAGAGAUCAGUGCGAUCGGUAGCAGGAAACAGAUCAACAAGGAGGUCUCGGAUAGGGUCAGGGAGAUCCGGGAGAACAGACUGUUUGGAAAGCGCGAGCUAGAGCCAAGCAGACAGUCGGGACAGCUGGAGAAGCGAGACGUUGGAGCUCAGCAGGCGGCCAACGUGGUGGGAGAAGCAGCUCGAGAGGCCGGCGAAAUUGUUACUCGGGUGCAGCCGUUCGUCCAUCGGGCGAGGGAAGCCCGGGAAGAAGCUGAUCUACUUGAGUGGCUUCGACGGCGAAGGGCUCUCGUGAAUGGGCGGAGGGUGAGGGAUGCGCUGCAAGUGGGUGCUAUCUUCGUAGCAGAAUUGGGCGCUUUGUCUGGAGGUUACCUUUUGGCCAGGUACCAAUGGGGCAAGCGGAAGAAGGGGCAGACGAUGCCCGAAAAUGAUGCUCCCCGGAUAGAAGGACUCCACAAGCGCGAGCAGCAACCUUACGAGCAAGGACACUCGAAGUUCGAAAGGCGCAUGGUCGAGUCGGGGCCGCACCAACUGGAGAAGCGCGAGAUACUGACACCGCCCGCAGACACCGUCGCCAUUAGGAUGGUGGCGUUCCGGGUGUUUCGUCAGCUCGCGAUCGGGUCUCGUCGAGCUGGUGUGUUUGCCAUGUUCGACGACGAAGAGGACUCAGAGCCUCUUCCCCCUCCUCGACAUACAGCUCACGGACGUCCUUUGCGCCCCAUCCACGGCCCUGUUUCUUCGAGUGAUGCAGCUCGGUUCGAUGUAGAGGUGACACGAGCUCAGAGGGAGCGUACAGGCAAGCAGCAACACGACGAUGACGAGGACGAUGAUGGCCACCACGCCUCGCGGAUUGUCAAACGAAGGCUCAGAUAG
Molecule: messenger RNA, 2310 nt
Organism: Sporisorium graminicola
Lineage: Eukaryota; Fungi; Basidiomycota; Ustilaginomycetes; Ustilaginales; Ustilaginaceae
Exons: 1
Coding region: 1-2310 (769 amino acids)
Source: RefSeq, a predicted model, not a curated record